Aspergillus pseudonomiae is the source of this 501-nucleotide messenger RNA. RefSeq lists its product as uncharacterized. The record is from RefSeq and is a predicted model, not a curated record. The transcript has 2 exons. NCBI's taxonomy places the organism in Eukaryota, Fungi, Ascomycota, Eurotiomycetes, Eurotiales, Aspergillaceae. Bases 1 to 501 code for a protein of 166 amino acids.
AUGGGUUGGCUUUAUGCAGCGAUUGCUGGUACCACGGAAUCGGGAAAAACUACUUUGAUGCGUCUUGUAGCAAAUGAACUGCUCAGGAUAUAUGGCGAGGAGAAGCCUAUUUACUGCCUUUCAGGAUGGCCACAAAGUGUCUAUGAUAUAGGCUGGGCCGCGCGUUUAGAGAAGAACACCGGCGCACACGGCCGCAACUGGCUCAACUACUCAUCUUAUUUACUUCUAGAUGAAGCUCAGUUGUUAUACUGGCAUGAUAACCUCUGGUCAGAGUUCUUCGAAAGUGUCGAGCUGCUUGGGGAUUCAUGGGUUUUGGCGGGAAAGAGCAUGCGGAAACUCCGAUCAACUUUGCCCCCGAACAGUAAAUUUCCUUACAUCCUGAAGGUAGCAUUGGACCUGAGCCCACCACGUUGGAGGCCAGUUGGUCUACUGCUUAGCGAGGAUGAGGCAGGACGUGGUCGGCCGUUUCGCACCCGCUGCCUUAAGCUCAAAUAUGACUGA